This is a messenger RNA of Ilex paraguariensis (yerba mate), 1806 nucleotides long. Lineage: Eukaryota; Viridiplantae; Streptophyta; Magnoliopsida; Aquifoliales; Aquifoliaceae. The record is from the annotation of a GenBank genome assembly.
UUCACCUUCCACUCAUCUGGGGAGAGAUUCAUGGCUUCCAAACAACACAGUCCUAGUGUUCUGAUGCUACCAUGGUUAGCUCAUGGCCACAUAUCACCAUUCUUGGAGCUAGCCAAGAGACUUGCAGAGAGAAAUUUCCACAUAUAUCUUUGCUCCACACCCAUCAAUUUAAAACCUAUCAGAAAAACCCUUCUUUCCGGCCAACUCUUUCCUUCAAUACAACUCAUAGAUAUCCACCUUCCUUCCUCCCCAGAACUCCCUCCUCACUUCCACACCACCAAAGACCUCCCACCCCACCUCAUGUCCGACCUCAAAACCGCCUUUGAUGCGGCCAAACCUGACUUUUGUAACAUCCUUAGAACAUUCAAACCAAAUUUAGUGAUCUAUGAUUUCGUACAGCCAUGGGCACCCGAAGUGGCUCGCGAAGAAAACAUUGAUGCAGUUCUUUUCUUAACUUUUGGUGCGUCGACUUGUGCUUUUCUCAAUCAUUUCUUUGAGAAUCCUGCUUUGGAAUAUCCUUUUCCGGCAUUCCAGUUCCCUGGAAUGGAGCGCCAGAAAAUUAUUGGGUUUAUGUAUGAAAUCUCAAAUGGUGUCUCAAGCAAGGAAAGGUACCUAGGAUGCUUGGCAAGUUCUUCGAGCAUCGUGUUGAUUAAGACAUCGAUAGAAAUUGAGGAAAAGUAUAUCGAUUAUUUGUCAGUUUUGACGGGAAAGGAGAUGGUUACUGUGGGGCAUCUUCUUCAGGACCCUACAAACAAAGAUGAAGACACAGUUAUCAUGGAGUGGCUGAGCAAACAAGAGGCUUCUUCAGUUGUGUUUGUCGCUUUUGGAAGUGAGUAUUUUCUUUCAAAGGAAGAGAUAAAAGAGAUAGCUUAUGGAUUAGAGCUCAGCAAGGUGAGUUUCAUAUGGGUUGUAAGGUUUCAUGGAGGAGAGAGCAUUAGAUUAGAUGAAGCCUUACCAGAAGGCUUCCAAGAAAGGGUUGGAAAGAGAGGCAUGGUACUUGAAGGGUGGGCCCCACAGGCAAAGAUACUAGGACAUACUGGCAUAGGUGGCUUUGUGAGUCACUGUGGGUGGAGUUCAACACUGGAGGGAGUGAUGUUUGGUGUUCCCAUCAUAGCCAUGCCUAUGCAUUUAGACCAGCCCUUGAAUGCCAAGGUGGUAGUGGAGAUUGGCAUAGGCAUGGAGGUGAAGAAAGAGAAUGGAAGGUUCAACAGGGAGGAGGUGGCCAAGGUGAUCAAUGAAGUGGUAGUGGAGGAAGAAGGGAGAGAAGUGAGGAGGAAGGUCAAGGAAUUGAGGGAGAGCAUGAGAGAGAAGGGUGAUGAAGAGGUAGAUCUGGCGGUGAAGAAACUGGUGCAGCUAGUUAGGGAAGCAUAAAGUUUGUGCAGUUCUUUUACAAGAUGACAAGUAUGAGAGCCUCAAAGAUAAAGACAAUCUUGUACACUGUAAGUUGAAUACAUAAAUAAUGCAUCUUUGGCUUGCAAACACCACAAACAGAGUAAAUUAAACAACAGGUGCACUUUGAAGAUAUGGCCAAACAGAAUCUAUUGAGGCAAAUAAUCAAAAGAUUCUUUGGUCCAUGGCCCCAAUCCAUCACCUGUCAAAAAAAAUUGAAAAACAAAACAAAAUAGACAUUUGUGAGGCAAGUUGAAACAUGGGUUGUGCGCUCUCCCUUUUGUUUUACCAGAAAUUUUGACGGGGUGGACUACUUAUUAUGAUUUGUGGAGUUUAAGAACUAAAUUUAGACAAUUGAAAAUUACUAUGGUAUUUUAAAACUAGGGCAUACUUCGAGAUGCGUUUAUAUUAUUUACC